UAGGAAUUGUUCUUUUACGUGAACUGUCUGGCUAUUAUGCCGAGCAGAACAUGAGAGCUCUCUUAGAAGCUCGUUUUAAAAAUUCUACAAAAGAGGAGACAAAAAAGAUACAACAUGAACUCCAGGAGAAGGAAAAAUUAAUUAAACAUUUGCAAACCCAGCUUCACCGGGCACAAUCAGAACAAGCCAUGAAGUUGGGUUAGAGUUUGGCAGAGAUGGAGGAGUUUGUCCUGAUGAAGCAGCAGCUUCAAGACAAGGAGGAACUCAUUAGCACUUUGCGGACUCAGCUCAGCCAGACACAGGCAGAUUCCACGCAGCAGGUGGUCCGGGAGAAAGACGCCCGCUUUGAAACCCAGGUCCGCCUCCAUGAAGAUGAGCUGCUUCCGUUAGUGACCCAGGCAGAUGUACAGACAGAGAUGCUGUAGAAACUGAGGAUGAUGCAAAAAACACUGGAGGAUCAUGAAGAAGCCUUGUUGGGCCAUGCUCAGGCUGUAGACUUGCAGCAGCAGGAGCUGACUUUGGCCGAACAGAGAAACCAGAUUAAGGCCCAGCUGAAAGAAAUGGAGGUUGAGAAAGAAGAGCUGGAAAUGAAAAUUAGUUCCAUAACAAGUCACCUGACCCAACAAUCAAAAGAAGUCUUUCUUUUACAAGAGCAGAUAUGUAAACUGGGAUUAGAAAACCAGCAGUUGAGGGCAGCCUCCCAUGAAGCCGAGGCCCACGCGGAAAGCCUGCAGCAGGAAUUGGAAAACAGCCAGCUCAAACUUGCUGGCCUGGAACAUCUGCAAGCAUUGCAGCCUGAACUAGAUGAACUGCAAAAGCACCUGCAGCAGAAGGAAGAAGAGGUCAGCUACCUGUCUGGACAGCUGAGUGAGAGAGAACAGACCCUCACCAAAAUCCAGGCAGAGAUGAUGGAACAGGAGCAUUCGAUCAGGGCCCUGCACACACAGCUGGAGAUGCAGGCUAAGGAGCAUGAGGAGAGGCUGAAGCAGGUACAGGUGGAACUUCGUGAGCUGAAGCAGAGAUCAGAAGAGGGCGAGGAAGAAGCUAAGGCAAAGCAGAAGAUGAAGAGGACACUGCAGGCGGCUCUCAUCUCCCGAAAGAAUCUGCAAGGAGAAUUGUCUUCAGCUAGAGAUGCCGUGGCACACCUGACCAAGUCCCUCACAGAUGUGGAAACCCAGGUUUCUGUCCAAAAGGAAGAGAAAGACGCAGCCCUGGGAAAGUUAGCCCUUCUUCAGGAAGAAAGAGACAACCUCAUUGCCGACAUGGACAAAUCUUUACUAGAAAACCAGAGCCUCCGUGGCUCUUGUGAAAGCCUGAAACUAGCUCUGGAGGGACUUACCAAAGAAAAGAAAAAACUGAUACAGGACCUUGAAUCUCUGAGACGCUCCAACAUUGCAGAGAGCGCCAAAUGGCAAGAGAAGCACAGGGAGCUGCAGAAGGAGUAUGAAGUUCUUCUGCAGUCCUACAAGAAUGCGAGCAAUGAAGUGGAGAGGAUUCAGCACGUGGUGGUACAUGUGCAGCAAGAGAAGCAAGAACUGCACGGGAAGUUAUGGAGCACAGAGACGGACAAAAGAGAGAUGGAAAAGCAGCUGCAGAGGGACUGCAUUAGGUACCAGGAGAGGAUCAGCACUCUGGAGAAGACGGUUAAGGCCUUAGAGCUUUUUCAGACUGAAUCCCAAAAGGAUCUGGAAGUGACCAAAGGAAAUCUGGUGCAAGCAGCUGAACACCGUGAAAAGGCACAAGAGGAACUAUCUAGCUUCAAGGUGCUGCUAGAUGACACGCAAAGCGAAGCCGCAAGAGUGCAAGCCGACAACCUCCGACUGAAAAAGGAACUUCAGUCAAACAAAGAAGUCGUCAGAAUCCAGAUGAAACAGAAAGAUGAAGAUCUGGUGCGAAGACUGGAGCAAGCGGAAGAAAAACACCUGGACGAGAAGAAGAACAUGCAAGAGAAACUGGAUGCUUUGCACGGAGAAAAGGUCCGCAUGGAAGACACGCUUGCAGAGAUCCAGGUCACCCUGUCCCAGAAAGACAAAGCAAUGAAACAGCUGCAGGAGAGCCUGGCCAGCACUGUGGCUCAGCUCGCAGCCUUUUCUAAGAGCAUGUCAUCCCUCCAGGAUGACCGUCACAGGGUGAUCGAGAAAGCCAAGAUAUGGCAGCAGAAGUUUGGCUAUGACCUUCAAAGGAAAGAGGAGAUCAGACUAAGUUUGCUGAAUGAACUGAACACCCUGCAGCAGCAGUACUUACUGAGGAAUCAGGAGGUCACUGAGCUACGGCCACUGAAGGCUCAGCUCCAGGAGUAUCUAGAGCAGACAGAAACCGUGCAGGUGAUGGAGGAACUUAGGCGGGAAAGCCUGGCCUGGCAGCAUGAGCUACAUCAGCUCAGAAUGGAAAAGAACACCUGAGAACUUCGUGAGAAGCAGAUGAAGGAGCAGUCCAUUAUGGCCAUCGCAGACAAAGAUCAGCAGCUCAGGCAUCUGCAGAGUCUCCUGAGGUCUUCCUCCCAAACCCAGAGUCUCUCUGCACAGUACCAGAGACAGGCAUCCCCAGAAACAUCAGUCUCCAUCGAUGGGUCACAAAACCUUGUUUAUGAGACAGAACUUCUCAGGGAUCAGCUUAAUAACAGCUUAAAGGGGGGAGGGGAAAUUCACCAGAAGGAAUUAAGAAUUGAGCAGUUGAACAGCAAGCUCUCUCAGCUGCUGGAGGAGGAGAAGACCCUCUCCGUCCAGCUCAGCGACACCAGCCAGAGUCUCCACAAGAGCCAGCAAUACUCUAGUGACCUCUUCAAGCACUGUGCUGUGCUGGAGAAGCAGGGGCAGGAGCUGCGGGCAGGGCCACCAAAUGUAGCUAUUCCAGGAGCGCCCCAGGAAAUGAAUCCAAAGAGAGAGAGGAAUCCGGAGACCACAGGGGAGCCACAGCCAAGAUUGUCUGAAGUCCAGCAGCAGCUCGGCACCACUGACCAAGAAAUGAAUGCGUUAAGGAGGCUGCUGAAAGAAGAGAGAGAGCAAAGACUGGCCAUUGAGAACGCACUCUCCUUGGCCAAGGAGCAGAUCAGACGGCUGGGGCAGAGUCAACGGGUUCCGGCCCGGAGUCCUACCACUGGUGCCUGUGGCACUCAGGAGACGUCAGUCCGGAUAGACAUCCCGAGCAGCAGCUGCCCAAGGACCCGGAGUGGCGCUGGGAAGCGGGUUCUGCGUUCACUCUGCCGUUUCCAGUCCCGAGUGCCACUACUGGCAACCAUAUACUUCCUGACAAUUCAUGUCCUCCUCAUCCUGUGUUUCACAGGUCAUCUAUAAAGUUCUCCUUCAACCACAGCUCUCAG
Molecule: messenger RNA, 3319 nt
Organism: Myodes glareolus (Bank vole)
Lineage: Eukaryota; Metazoa; Chordata; Mammalia; Rodentia; Cricetidae
Source: RefSeq, a predicted model, not a curated record